Messenger RNA from Hyaloscypha bicolor E, 789 nucleotides. RefSeq lists its product as uncharacterized. The record is from RefSeq and is a predicted model, not a curated record. NCBI's taxonomy places the organism in Eukaryota, Fungi, Ascomycota, Leotiomycetes, Helotiales, Hyaloscyphaceae. The coding region runs from base 149 to 748 and encodes 199 amino acids. The transcript is spliced from 4 exons.
GGAUCACCUUCUCAAAGCUACCCAGAACUCGGCAUGUGGCAAAUUCGGCAUCCUUUCGACCAAUCAGUUCUCUAUUGACUUCGAUCCCCAUAGGAGCGGUUUGUUGGAUGAGGCUGCGCAAGUUUUGCUGCCUGGCUUUGAGUGCGAGAUGUUGAAGUGCAGACCGGAACAUCGCGGCGUUAGAGCAUCAGCUCCAAUUCUCUUAGUUGUACCUGAGUCCACUGACAAGGUCAACAUUCCUUUCGGUUACCACCCGAAAACACCAAAUUCACUUGGCAAACUGCUAAUCUGUCUCCCACGGACCCACCAAGGUGGAAAAUGGGAAAUCAUCGAGAGGCAUACAGAAGCUUCAACCACAUUCGAAUGUACCAGUUCGAACUUGAACCAUAUACAAUGGGCCGCUUGUUUUGGAUCUUGCCAGUAUUCCAUUUAUACAGUGCAAGGUAGUCACCAACUUAUCUUUUUGUACAACUUGGAGGUCUCGGAACGGGUUGGAUGCCUUCUUCGCAGGCCUGAGCCUGGACAAGGCUUGCUCGCCAUGCCAUCGUGCUUUCCUCUUUACGCUAGCAUCAAGCACAUGUUGCAGAAUCCUGGCUUCAUGAAAGAGGGGGGGAAACUAGGCUUCUACUGUCGAUAUCCAUACUUGCACACAAAACCCAAAACCCAAAACCUCAUGCCUUACGAACUAAAAGGCAUCGAUAUAAUAUUGUCUAUAGCCUCUUUCGCUCUCGUGGUCUUAAAGCGAUAGCAGGGCCUCUGCUCAAUUGUCCUGCAAUGAAAAAAAGACUU